Pungitius pungitius (ninespine stickleback) is the source of this 4449-nucleotide messenger RNA. RefSeq names its product immunoglobulin superfamily, member 8 (gene igsf8). Bases 261 to 2147 code for a protein of 628 amino acids. Gene Ontology annotation, cellular component: membrane. The transcript has 8 exons. NCBI's taxonomy places the organism in Eukaryota, Metazoa, Chordata, Actinopteri, Perciformes, Gasterosteidae. The record is from RefSeq and is a predicted model, not a curated record.
CUCCUCCACCAUACACACACGCGCCCGCCCGCGCGCGCGCACACUAACCCACCCCCUGUGAUGACAAACCCUCCAUUGCUGGUCCCUGGCAUGUCUGGUGUGGGCGAUGUGAUCUAAAACCGAUCCGGAGCAGACGACGCGUUGACGGAGAUGCGCAAAUAAGGCGGUCUGUCCUGCGCGGCGGGAUGAAGUAUGAGCGACGAUAAACGCGCAGAGAGAAAUCCGAGGCAACAUAAUCCCUGCGAGCAGCGGGGGGGACGAUGGGGACCGCUAUGGCUUCGAUGAAAACAUUAUUCCUGUGUCUGCUCUGGGGGCCCCAGUGCGCUCUGUGUCGCGAAGUGUUCCUUCCUCCUGGCACGCUGUACCGCGUGGCCGGGUUCCCCCUCUCGCUGCCCUGCGGCGUGUCCGGAUACGAAGGCCCGCGCACGCAGGACUUCGAGUGGUUCCUCAUUCGGGACGAUGCCGGAGGGAGGCAGAUGGGAGUGGUGUCCACCAGGGACGAGGGCUUCCCUUACGCCCCUUUCCAGGCCCGGGUGAGGAGUGGAGAGGUGAGGGUGGAGCGGGACUCGGGGGACAGAGUCCGGCUGGUGAUCCAGAGGCUCCGAGCGGAUGACCAGGGGAAGUAUGAAUGCUACACGCCUAGCACGGACAGCACCUACCAGGGGAACUACAGCACCACCGUGCCCGUCAAAGUGAUCCCUGACACGCUCCAGAUCAGCUUCUCCCGCUCGCUCACCGGCCAGCCCGCGCCCGAGGGCGCCGAGCUGACGCUGACGUGCUCGGCCGGCAUCCGCUCGGAGCAGCUCACCCACCUGUCCGUGGCGUUUGGGCGGCGCGGCGGGGGCGGGGAGGCCUCGGAGAGAGAGAUCAUCGCCAUCGACAAGCUGCUGGGGGUCGUCCCCGGACCCUCGUACAGGAAGCGCUACGAGGACGGAGAGAUCACGCUGGAGAAGAGGAACGGCGAGGCCGGCGUGGACGUGUACGUGAUGAAGAUGAGGGCGGUGCGGCCGCAGGACAGCGGCGCGUAUUUCUGCGAGGCCUCCCAGUGGAUUCGGGACCCCGAUCGAUCGUGGCAGAAGAUCGCCCAGAGGACGCUGGAUAUUGGAAACUUGACCGUUCAGCAACUAGCGGAGUCUCUGAGCAUAACGUCCUCGCCCAAGGGGGAGGUGAUGCUGCAGGUCGGGUCCCCUCUCAUCCUGACCUGCGAGGUGUUGGGCCUGCCGUCCGGAGUGCGCUCGGGCCUCCUGGUCCAGUGGAUGAAGAAGGGAUCAGAAAGCGACGGCGUGGCUGGCAGCGGUGCAGUCGAGGUGGAGGUGGCCCGAAUGAGCCCGGACGGCGUCGUGAGCUGGGGGGACGACCUCAGCCGUGCAAGCGGGGGCUCGAUGGAAAAAGUGGCCGAGGGGCGGUACUCUCUGAAGCUGUUCUCGGCCCGGCCCUUGGACUCGGGGGUGUAUCGGUGUGUGGUGAGUGUGUAUGCCGGCGAAGGGAACCCUGGAGCUUCUACUCCCGCAACGCUCACCCAGAGGUCCGAGGGAGUCACCGUCAAACUCAAGAGCAAAGAUGUGCUCGUUGCCGCGGUGGCCCACCUACCCCGAGGGCCGCUUUUAAAGCGAGGCAGCACCAUCACCCUCAUCUGUAACGCCACGGUGACGACCACAGGCCGCGCCCAGGCACAGGUGCAGUGGCUGCGCUGGCCAAUCCCCGAACGAGGCGCCAAGAAGACAGGGAGCCAAGCGUUGGAUGUCACUGUGCCGGACCCGUCUGUGGAGAAAAAGCCCACACUGGUGGCUGCCCUCAUGUACGACGGUGUCGCCAAGGUUUACACCAACGGCAGCGAGGUCAGCGUGGAGCGCCUGUCGGCCGGCAGCUACAGGCUGAGGGUCCACGCGGCGACGACGGAGGACCAGGGCGUCUACGUGUGUCACGCCCAGGCGUUCGGCCAGGACCCUCAUGGAGGCUGGUACAACACGGGGGCCAAAGCCGAGUCCAAUGCGGUGACUGUUUACCUGUAUGCCAGAGCUGCUGACCUCGUCCUCAUCCCUUUGGUCAUCGGGGUCUCCUCUUCCUUGUUUGUGGGCAUCGUCAUCAUCGCCACGGUAACCUGCUGCUUCAUGAAGCGACUAGCCAGGCAGCGGGCUGUAAAGUAGAUGUUCGCCGUCUCCGUCUGUCUGAAAUCUGAAUGUUCGCAAAGACGCACAAAAGGGGGGAAUACGCAGAACACAAUGGAUCAAAUGGCAGGGUAAAAUGAAGGGAAAAAUGACUGGCCCUGUUUAUUUUCUUUUUGUUGUAUUUUGAUAAACCUGUUUGAUGUUCAAUGCCAAAAUAAUCAGUUUUUUUAUUUUAUUGUAUUUUUAUAUUCAAACUGUCUGACCAAAUUUGAGUUGAUUGCUUAACCUCACAGCCAUAGGCGUAAUAUUCUAGAUUUUUUAAGCCACUAUCAAAUUGUAGAAAUACUUUUUUUUUUUAUCUUUAGCGUAAACCGUCGUUUAGUUCAAAUUAAAGAGAAGUGAAAAAUACAACACAAAAGACUGUUGUUACCAGGUCAAAAGCAUAAAAGGUACUGCAGGUUUAUUUUGAGUGUCUCAAAUGAGGAACCUUGUGAAUGCCGCAAAACAGUGUAUAUUUUCCACAGAUAAUCUGAGCAAACGGAAGUCACAGUGUGAUUGUUACAGUUUAAAAAAAGGCGUCUCCGCCUGUAAAAGCUCUAUUUUCACGUAAAGAAUAUACGAUCAAAAAGGUCACAAAAGGUAGAUUAUUUUCCAGUAGUUCUCUCCCUUAAACUGCAUGUAUUUUUCUAAAUGUCCGUGCAUGGUGAAGCCUCUAGCACUGCCACUGACAGUCACAUGAAUGCUGAUGGGAGCAGUUUAGCUUCCACGCGCUUAAUCUGCACAGGGACCUUCCACUGCCUGCAGCCCAGCAGCACUCUGCACGUAAACAAAGUCUCUGUCUGUUACUUAAUAAGGAAGGCGCCGGCCCGGGGGCUCGAUGAUGCCAAGACCAAUUGAAUAUCAGUUCUAAACACAAGAAUUCUUUGCUCGUGAUACUACGUGCUGAGGUGAGUUUUCCAUACAGACUGGUGUAGAUUUGAUGAGGAGAAAUGAUACAGAUGCCCAUUAUGCACUGAGCUAAAAUGUGUAAAUAUUGUAUGGAGUUUAGCUGUUUUAUUUUUUCUUAAUGUGAGUACCUCUUUUACAAAGCACUAGUGUUAAACAUUCUGCAGCAGUCUGCCCUUUUGAAGCACUCUGAGACAUAUGGGACCGGGACCAAAGCCCCUCGGUAUUCUUCUAUUACUUGAUUUCCUUCCAGCUGAAAAAUCACUUCUUUGCUCUUCCAGGGUAAAUACGGUUGAGUGUUUUUCCUUCUUUUUUGGUGCAGUGAAUGGUUUGUGUGUUCUUGUAACUGAGACAGAAAAACAGUAGAGCAAAGAACAGAGUUUGUGAUGCUAAAAAACAUAUUUGUACCCAAUGUUUAAAUCUCCUGAGCAGCAGUCAUACGACGUAGUUCAGUGGAGUCAAACUCGCAUCAUCACCUAUCAUGUACCCAAGUUGCUGCUGGCCCUCAGAAAUCUGUUGGACAGACUCACUGUGUCUGCACACUGUGAAAUCCAUCCUUCUCUUCCUAUCAAAAGUAAAACUUAAGAAAAGUUUGGUCAUGCGAGCCUGGUUGACCAUUUAAAGUUAGAGACACGUAUGAGAAAAGGAGGAAACAUUUGGUGGGCAGUUCCUUUUUCCUGCUUUGAAUCUGUUUGCAUUGACUUGUACUCUGCUGUGUCAGUCAGUCAUUAUUGUCUGUCUCCUGUUGUUUUUUUUUCGAUGUGAGAGUUCCUUUAAAUAUGCCUGAUAUAUAAACGUCGUUCACAACCAAUGGGGAAUAAAGUCACAGCUCUGCUUGCUUCCCGAGCCACUUUGUUCCAGAUCUACUACUCAAAGCUGAUUUGUUCCCCCGCAUAUUCCCCACACAUGAUUAUAUAGUUACACGCACAAAUGCACAUGCAACAGUGCAGCAGCAGCAGCAGCGCUGGCUGGAAUUUCAGAUUCAAGUAAGUGAGUAUCUGCGUGUUCGUCUCUAAUCCCUGUUUAUGGCAGUGUCCUGCUGCCCUUCCCCCACUCUCUCUCUCUCUCUGUCUCUCUCGCUCUCUGUGUCUUUCUGACACAGAGUCAGUUUGGCUUGUGUUGUGCUUCAUUUCCAAUCUCUGUUUACCGAGAAACACGGCUGACUGUAAAAUGUGCAGCACGUGGCGUGCAAAGCAGCAGUAAAAGUUGUGCUUUUGUUUGAGGAUAAAUGUUAGACCCUUUUCAUGAAGGUGUUAUGUUUUUGACUGUUGUACUCAUGCUUUAAAACCACUGUUCCUGAAUGCAUGGAUUGAAAUACACAAAGGCUGGUUACUGCUGAGUUUCUGAUGGUGCUUUGGCAGACCUGCCAGCUGAAUAAACGUAUAUACCACUCUGA